AUGAAGAAUUUCUCAUUUUCUCCUCAAGAAAAUGACUACCAGCUUGGGACUCCUUUUCUCCACAGUUUUCUCAACUUAACAAAUACAUCGAUUCUACCUGAAAGACAACCAAGAGAUGCGCAAUUAGCUCAGGUAGAAAUUGCUGUGCUAGGAAUAUUAUUUUUGGCAGCAUCUGUGGGCAACUGCAUCCUCAUACUACUGCUAUGGAGGAGAAGAAUGAAGCUGUCAAGAAUGUAUGUGUUCCUGCUUCACCUAAGCAUUGCCGACCUGAUGGUUGCAUUCUUUCAAGUCCUUCCUCAGCUGUUUUGGAAAAUUACAGAUAUCUUCAUAGGUCCAGAUAUCCUAUGCAGAACCAUCAGUUAUCUUCAGCUACUGAGCAUGUUUGCCUCCACUUAUAUGAUAGUAGUAAUGGCAAUGGACAGAUUCCAAGCAGUGUGCUAUCCGACAGCCCCUUUGCAAAAGAAAGGGGCUCUUUGGAAUGCUUCCAUCUGCAUCAGCUGGUGUAUCUCGUUGGUCUUUAGCAUUCCCCAGGUAUUUAUCUUUCGGAAAACUGAAGUAUCUCCAGGCAUAUUUGACUGCCAAGCAGAGUUCAUUGAACCCUGGGGCACAAAAGUGUAUGUGACUUGGAUUUCUGUAGCUAUUUUCUUCCUUCCUGCAGCUGUCCUCACCAUAUGCCAUGUUAGGAUCUGUAGAGCAAUCCAAAUGAAUAUGCAUGUUAAAAGCUACAAUGAAUUUGAAGUAACAAAUCAGAAGCAAAUAACGCCAUCGCAUGCAAGCAAUGCAAACUGUAUGUCAAAGGCGAUGAUCAAGACUAUAAAGAUGACAGUGGUGAUAGUUGUUGCCUAUGUUUUCUGUUGGUCACCUUUCUUCAUUGCACAGUUGUGGACUGCAUGGCACCCCAGUGAUGCUAGGACUGAAGGUCCAGUCAUAGCCAUUCUUAUGCUCCUGGGAAAUCUCAAUAGCUGUGUUAAUCCCUGGAUUUAUAUGUACUUUUGUGGACAAAUGCCAUAUUGUUCAGGGGGAAAAAUGAACAUGGCAACUCAUGAAGAAUCUACAAUUACAGGCAGCAUUAACUUAGGAGAUAAAGAAUCUGAAGACAAUAUCACAUCUGUGUAACUAUAGCAUAUAUAGUAUAGCUUGUUUAUUUGUUGCAUUCCAAUUCUUUUGAAGGGUCCCCCCCCACAAUUUGGAAGAAUGCAUGUACAGUGGAAAGGCAAUUGUAAGUGUGUGUGCGUGCAUGUGCGUGUAUUCAGUAUAUAUAUAUAUUGAAGCAAAUACUUACAAGGUUUCAAGCGUGUUAGCACAAUGAUGGAAAUUUUGAGUAUGGAGGCACCACAUUUGAAACUGUGUUUUGUGUUGUUUUUGGAUGUUUUGUGCUGCUGAGUUCUCCACAGACAAAGCACAUCUCAAAUGCAUGGGUUUGCAAACUUUUCACAAUAGCAUGUUAUCUUCAGGCAUAUCCAGUGAACAUAACAUAAAACCUCAAAUCUUUGGACAUACAGUAAUAGCACUUAUCCAAAGUGUUUUUACGGAUUAUACUAAGCAUAUAUUUUAAUAUAAUAGUAUAGUAAUGCUUGGCAUUUUUAUCAUGUGCUCUAGCUGGGGUGGCCCUUCCAUGAGGCAGUCACCUCAGGCAGCAGAUUAUUGGGGCCCCAGAAAGUUGACAAGUUGCCCCUCUGCCCCUUGCUUUUCAAAAAUGGGGGAUGUGGAGAAGGGGGAAAGGGUGCACACAAGGUGGAUAGCAUUCACCACCCUGCCUCAGGCGCACAGCAUUCACCACCCUGCUUUGAGCUGCUCCUGCUUUAAAGUGUAUAAAGCACACCACAUGCAUUGUCUCAGAAAUGUUUAUAACAAUCCUUUGAGAUGGUUCAAUAUCAUUUAUUAUCCUCAUUUGUAAUGGGGGGACUGAGGCUGAGAGGUCAGCAGCUUAUCUAAGCCCACUGAGUGAGUUCAUGGCUGAGUGAGAUUUGAACCAUAAUCUAGAGGUGUGCAGAACUGGUUUGACUGGUUCAAACUUGAAACAAACUGGCCUCAAAAAAAGGUGGUUGGUCCGAGUUCAAACUGAACCAGGCCCAGUCUGUUAAGUACCAGUUCGACCCGGUUCAACUAUUUGAGGGGUGAUGCUUGUAAAAGGAAAUCCAUUGAUGGUAGGGGUGUACGCAGAACUGUUUUUGGCGGUUCAGUUUGAAUUCAAACUGAAUUUGAUCCGAACUGCUGAUCUGAGAACCAGUUCACUUGAA
Hemicordylus capensis (graceful crag lizard) is the source of this 2240-nucleotide messenger RNA. Its product is annotated as mesotocin receptor-like. The record is from RefSeq and is a predicted model, not a curated record. The transcript has 2 exons. Gene Ontology annotation, molecular function: vasopressin receptor activity; peptide binding. Bases 1 to 1116 code for a protein of 371 amino acids. NCBI's taxonomy places the organism in Eukaryota, Metazoa, Chordata, Lepidosauria, Squamata, Cordylidae. Gene Ontology annotation, cellular component: membrane. Gene Ontology annotation, biological process: regulation of systemic arterial blood pressure by vasopressin; G protein-coupled receptor signaling pathway; positive regulation of vasoconstriction.